This is a messenger RNA of Striga hermonthica, 1833 nucleotides long. The record is from the annotation of a GenBank genome assembly. NCBI's taxonomy places the organism in Eukaryota, Viridiplantae, Streptophyta, Magnoliopsida, Lamiales, Orobanchaceae.
AUGAGGCUUCUGGUAGAAAUCGCACUUUUUUGCAUCCUUAAUGCAGUUUUGAUUCAGCAAGUCUUUUGUGAUGGGGUGUCGACAAAAUCUGAAACUAACAAGUGGACAUGCUCUUGCUCUGUUUCCUAUCAAGCGAACUUGAAAUUCACUCCAGCAAACUGUUCUUCAUCCUGUGAUUGCAGCCCUGCUGUGGGUGGGUCAAGAGGAGACAAAUGGACGUGCUUUUGCUCUAAUGGUGGGUUUCCAAGAUUGGUGGGUGAUGAUGAAGGCAGCAGCUGUUUUACAGCAUGCGAUUGCAAUGCAGGGACUUUAUCUGAAUUAGAGCCUCCAAAGAAGUGGGUUUCAAGCAAAGUUGUCGUAAUUGUUCUUUUACUAUGUCUAGUCCUCAUGGCUCUUGCAUUAGUGGCCUCGGUAUUAUGGUUUGUCCAUUGGAAGGAUAAACAUCGGAUUCAAUGGAGUUCAUCUUCAUCAGAUAAGCUGACAAGUUUCAGUAGUGCUACCAACUUGACGAGCCGAGGGUCGUCUUCUUUGCUUGUGUAUAAAGAGUAUCUAGAUUCCUCUGUCAAGCCUUAUUUAGGAUGUAUUCCUAGGAUUUCUUUCCUACUGAGAACCAGACAAGGAGCAAUACAAGGAACAAUAACACAAUUUUCAUAUUUUGAGCUGGAAAGUGCAACAAACAGAUUUUCUGAUGACAAUUUAGUAGGAGUUGGAGGUAGCAGUCACGUGUAUCGUGGUACUCUCAGAGAUGGUAGAACUGUUGCUAUCAAGCGAAUGAAAACUCAAGCGGGCCCGGAUGCUGAACACGCUUUCUUGUCCGAGAUCGAUCUGAUAUCCAGAAUCCAUCACUGUCAUGUUGUUCCUUUGUAUGGAUACUGCUCUGUAAAUCAAGGGAAGCAUGCUGAGAGGCUGCUGGUGUUUGAGUACAUUCCGAACGGUAAUCUAAGGAAGUGUUUGGAUGGGGAUUUGGGAGAAUGUUUGGAAUGGAGCACUCGAGUUUCGGUAGCUCUGGGGGCUGCACGUGGCUUGGAGUAUCUCCAUGAAGCUGCAGCCCCUCGAAUUUUGCACAGAGAUGUCAAGUCCACUAACAUUCUUUUGGAUGAGAAAUGGAGGGCCAAGAUUACUGACCUCGGCAUGGCUAAACACCUACACAGUGACGAUUUUACCAGUUGUUCAAGUUCACCGGCUAGAAUGCAAGGGACCUUCGGUUACUUUGCGCCUGAAUAUGCAAUUGUUGGUCAAGCUUCUCUAAAGUCCGAUGUUUUCAGUUUUGGGGUUGUCCUUCUUGAGCUCAUCACAGGCCGAAAGCCCAUCUACAAAUCAUCUAAUAAAACUGAAGAGAGCUUGGUGAUUUGGGCAACACCUCGUUUGCAUGACAGCAAACGCGUGAUUAUGGAGUUACCGGACCCACGUCUGAAGGGAGCUUUCCAAGAAGAGGAGAUGCAGGUAAUGGCCUACUUAGCAAAGGAGUGUCUGUUAUUAGAUCCCGAUUCUCGACCAAGCAUGAGUGAGGUUGUCCAGAUUCUUUCAACUAUUGCACCUCACAAAUCUCAAAGGAAAAAUUUGUCGCUAGGCGCAUUUCAGUACUCGUCCACGUGCGCCAUGGAAAGCCGGAAGCCAGAAACAUGCGAAGCAGUGUCAUCCAGAGAGGAAAUCAAGCAAAUUAUGUUUGAAAGCACGAAAAACUCAGAGGAUGAUUACUCCAACGAUGUCGAAAAACUCAUGCUUUUAACAUCGAAAACACGAAGUUGGCGCUUGCGGGAUGACGAAGUGGUUGUGGAUUUAACAGAACCACGCUUCGAAUCCUUCUGUUUACCAAAUGUUGAUCCCACAUGA